ACCACUUCAAAACUUUAUUUCACAUUCUAGCUAUACUCCAAUGGCUUCAACAAAUGUGCAACAAGAAAAUGAGGGAGAAAACCUCACACUCUCCCUUCAGAAAGAGAACUCUUGGGCACAACCUUAUCCCUUAUACCUAUUCCAAAACUUCUGGUGCCCAAAAAUUCACAUUGAAGCAAUUCAUCGUUUUCAACAACACUUUCAGGCAAAAGACAAUGAUGUUAUUGUUGCAAGUUUUCCAAAAUCAGGAACAAUCUGGAUGAAAGCCUUAGCUUUUGCCAUUUCCAGUCACCAAAGUUUCUCAUCCUUUGAGAAUCAUCCAUUGCUCACUUCCAACCCUCAUGAACUUGUACCUUUUCUGGAAUUUACCUUUGGGGGUGUUGAUCAUGAUAUUCAAAACCAAAUUCUUGAGCCAAGAAUAUUUGGCACUCACACUCCGUUCCCUUCUCUCCCCGUCUCAAUCAAGGACUCUAAUUGCAAGAUAAUCUACAUAUGUAGAAACCCUUUUGACAAUUUUGUUUCUGCAUGGACUUACUUCAACAAAGUUAGGCCAAUUUCUUUACCUGCAGUAACAAAAGAGGAAGCUUUUGAGAUGUACUGUAAUGGGAUAGUGGAUUAUGGUCCAUGGUGGAGUCACAUGUUAGGUUUUUGGAAUGAAAGUGUGGCCAAACCAAACAAAGUUAUGUUCUUGAAGUACGAGGAUCUUAAGGACAACACAGGUUUUCAUGUCAGGAAAAUUGGAGAGUUUUUAGGUUGUCCUUUCACUGAAGAAGAGGAGAAGAAUGGAAAGGUUGAAAGCAUAAUCAAGCUUUGCAGUUUUGAGAAGAUGAAGGACUUGGAAGUGAAUAAAUCUGGAGUGGUUGGUAGAGGACGCAUUGAGAAAAAGAACUUUUUUAGAAAAGGAGAAAAAGGAGAUUGGGUGAACUAUUUUUCCCCACCAAUGGUUGAAAAACUAUCCAAAAUUGUGGCGGAAAAACUCAGUGAUUUAGGUUUAUCAUUUAAAAAUAUUUCUUAAAAUUGUUGACUAGUUUAGGGUUACCUCCUACACAAAGGAAAAACUAUUAAUUGUAGUUUCAAUGUCUAUUACAAAUCGUAUUGUAGCUUUUCCUUUUGCUAAAUAAAGUUGAGGUUUUUCAUAAUAAGUUGUAGAAGCAAAUGGUUAUUG
Messenger RNA from Vigna unguiculata (cowpea), 1165 nucleotides. Its product is annotated as cytosolic sulfotransferase 15 pseudogene. The record is from RefSeq and is a predicted model, not a curated record. Lineage: Eukaryota; Viridiplantae; Streptophyta; Magnoliopsida; Fabales; Fabaceae.